Harpegnathos saltator (Jerdon's jumping ant) is the source of this 2280-nucleotide messenger RNA. It is a transcript of the gene Prp3, whose product is annotated as pre-mRNA processing factor 3. Gene Ontology annotation, cellular component: U4/U6 x U5 tri-snRNP complex. The transcript has 5 exons. NCBI's taxonomy places the organism in Eukaryota, Metazoa, Arthropoda, Insecta, Hymenoptera, Formicidae. Bases 225 to 2129 code for a protein of 634 amino acids. The record is from RefSeq and is a predicted model, not a curated record. Gene Ontology annotation, biological process: mRNA splicing, via spliceosome.
UUGUACGAUUGAAAUAUAGUGAAAGUAUAUGUACCUAUGUGUUCUUUUGUAUAGUAAACAAAAAUCUUAGUGUUGAGCACAGUUCAAAAUAGUUAUCUUUGACCUUAGUGCAUACUUUGUGUCAAUACUUAACCUUAAAACUGAGAUUAUAUUAUGAAAACAAAUUAUUUUUUAAAUUUGUAAAUUGUUAUUUGUAAUCCAGCAACUAAAAUAAAAUUAGAAAAAUGUCGUAUUUAACGAGAAAAGAAAUAGACGAAAUGAAGCCUCAGAUUGAAAAAGCGGUUCACAAGUUCCUUGGCUUCAGUGAACCAGCAAUAGUUACUACUGCUGUAAAUUGUAUCACUUCUGGGUAUGAUAAACGUAAAACAGCAGACAAAUUAUCAGCAUUAUUAGAAGAGAAGAAAGCUUCUAAAUUGACAGAAAAAAUAUUUACAAUAUACGAUGAUACUAAAGCAGCUCAAAAAAACAAAAAGAGAGCUCAUGCCGAAGAUAAGGAUAAAGAAAAAGAUGUAAAGAAAUCAAGAUUUAGAGAUGAUGAUGUAAAAAAUGACAAGCCUAUAGAGACUCAAUAUUCUGAAGAUAAGAUAAGACAAAUGAUGGCUAAUGCACAAAGGGAAAUAGAAGAGAGGAAAAGAGCUUUGAAAGCAACAAACCAAGAAGAUAUUUCUGCAAAGCCGCUAUUCAAGGGACGUGACACAUUACCUACAGUAGGGAGCAUGUAUAAUCAGGGCCUAUUAAGUAAAACGGAUUCAGACAAGGCACGGAAAAUAGCUGCAUUGCAAGCUCAAAUCAGGAAUAAGCUAAACUCAGGGGUACUUGGUAAUGUUAAUGUACCAGACAAACCAACACCUUUAAUCUUAGAUGAAUCUGGCAGAACAGUAGAUAUAACAGGCAAAGAAGUGCAACUCACUCAAGUAGUACCCACUUUAAAAGCUAAUAUACGUGCGAAGAAGAGGGAAGAAUUCAAGGCUCAGUUGCAAGAGUCGAAAGGUCCAGAAGAGAUACAAGAUACGUACUUUUUCGACAAUAGAAUAAGAGUGAAAUCAGCGGUACGCGGUAAACGUUCAUUGAAAUUUCACGAACCGGGCAAGUUCCAACAACAGGCGGAAAGAAUGCGCAUGAAGGCGCAAUUAGAAAAACUACAAAAUGAAAUUAGUCAAAUUGCUAGAAAAACUGGUAUUAGUUCGGCGACUAAAUUAGCUCUCAUAGCACCUAAGAACGAAGCUCUCUCUGAAGAUGUGCCUAAUGUGGAAUGGUGGGAUUCCGUUAUAUUAACCGGUGGAUAUCCCAAUGAAGAUGAGCCAACGACAAUCAAAAGUUCUACUAUCACCAAUUUAGUGGAGCAUCCGACGCAAAUGCGAGCCCCGACGGAUCCUCUGAAGCCGAUAUACAUGCCUGUUUUCCUCACGAAGAAAGAACGUAAGAAAUUGAGGAGGCAAAAUAGACGAGAGGCAUGGAAGGAAGAGCAAGAGAAGAUUCGAUUAGGAUUAGAACCACCGCCAGAGCCGAAGCUACGUAUCUCGAAUCUCAUGCGAGUUUUAGGGACCGAAGCUGUGCAGGAUCCUACUAAAAUCGAAGCUCAUGUACGGCAACAAAUGGCCAAGAGAUUGAAAGCCCAUGAGGACGCGAAUGCAGCGCGGAGACUUACUGCUGAUCAACGUCGCGAGAAAAAAGCUAGGAAACUUAAAGAAGAUACCAGUCUCGGUGUACACGUUGCCGUUUACAGAAUACGCGAUCUUACGAACAACAAUGCCUCAAAGAAAUUCAAAGUGGAAACCAAUGCGAAACAACUCUACCUCACCGGUUGCGUGAUGCUGUUCAGAGACUGUAAUGUUAUUGUAGUAGAGGGCGGAGCGAAACAAUUGGCCAAGUACAAACGAUUGAUGAUGCAUCGCGUCAAGUGGGAAGAGGAUAUAGUAAAGGAUAACGACGGGAACGACGUACCAAACAGAUGCGUGCUAGUUUGGGAGGGAACGAGCAAGCAACGGCAUUUCGGCGAUGUGAAGACUAAAUUGUGUCCGAUCGAGAAGAUGGCUCGAGAACAUUUCAAGAAGCAUCAAGUCGAGCACUAUUGGGACCUGGCCUACAGUGGCGCGGUUCUCGAUAACACAGAUGACGUACGUUCUUAAGACGUACUCUUGUAAAUUAACGAGGCGUAUACUAUUACAAAUGCAGUGAUAAAUUUCUGUACAACUUAAUAAAACGGAGGUACUAUGAGGAGACAGACAAAAGAGAUGUAUCGGUGACUGAUAAAACAUAAAUAAAAAAAAAAUAGUGGUA